ACCGGAGUUGAAUCCCAAAUUCAGUCGGUAACAAUCUUCACCAAAAGAGUUUGUAAAGAGUAUGGAUGGUUUGGAGUUAGAAUAUGUUGAUAUGAGCUUCAAUGACUUGAGAAGAGAAGGAGCAUUGGGCUUGGCUCGUGUUGUUAUCAAAAAAGAAAGUUUUAAGAUGUUGAACAUUGAUGGGAAUAUGAUCUCUGUUAAAGGCAUUGAGGAAAUCAAAGAGAUAUUCAAGAAUUGUCGUAAGUUACUUGGACCUUUGGAUAAGAAUGACCCUCUUGGAGAAGAAAAUGAGGAUCAUGAAGAGAGUGAAGGCAACAUGGAUGAUGAUGAUUUAAGAGAGAAGCUUGAAGAUUUUGAAGAUGAAUUUGUGAGUGUAUUUAUCUUUUAUUAGUUUGUAUUGUACUAAUAGAGAGUGGUUUGGAUGCUGAGUUUACUAAAAAUGCUGCGCUUUAUCAGAAGAUCAUAUGCAUACAUUUAUUUUGGCAAGUGUACAUUUAGAGUGGCUCGAAAAAUGAAUUGGUCUCUUAGAU
Arabidopsis arenosa is the source of this 530-nucleotide messenger RNA. Lineage: Eukaryota; Viridiplantae; Streptophyta; Magnoliopsida; Brassicales; Brassicaceae. The record is from the annotation of a GenBank genome assembly.